Trichoderma harzianum CBS 226.95 is the source of this 1746-nucleotide messenger RNA. RefSeq lists its product as hypothetical. Gene Ontology annotation, molecular function: phosphatidylinositol-4,5-bisphosphate phospholipase C activity. Lineage: Eukaryota; Fungi; Ascomycota; Sordariomycetes; Hypocreales; Hypocreaceae. The record is from RefSeq and is a predicted model, not a curated record. Gene Ontology annotation, biological process: phosphatidylinositol-mediated signaling; lipid metabolic process. The transcript has a single exon. Bases 1 to 1746 code for a protein of 581 amino acids.
AUGGCCGAUAUCACAUCCCGCCUAGCAGGCCUCAACCCGUUCAAGCAAAACUACGAUGACGAUGACGACAAAGGCGACUUCAUCGCCCCCGAGCCCGGCCACCUCUCGCGCAAGUCGGACCACAACAAGGCCCAGCUGAGAGUCAGCCACGCCCUCCGUUCUUUUCUCGUCGCCAACGAUGUCCUCUCGGAGCGCGACGCCGGCCUCGACUCCCGCGACUCGCCGCCGGCACUUCGGGAGCUGCUCGGCCGCCGCAGCUUCGAGGCGCCGCCGGGGCUGCUCGACCCGCGAUACCCUCUGCCCGAGUACUUUGUCAGCUCCAGCCACAACACGUACCUGCUGGCCAACCAGCUGUACGGCAAGUCGUCCGUGUCGGCGUACGAGACGGCGCUGACGACGGGCUCGCGGUGCGUCGAGAUUGACGCGUGGGACGACUCGGAGAACGAGGACGAGCCCAAGGUGACGCACGGCUACACGCUGGUGUCGCACAUCCCCUUCCGCUCCGUGUGCGAGACGAUCCGCGACGUCUACGACCGCGAGCAGGCCGCCGGCAGCUUCACCGCGGGCCAGGCUGGCGAUCCCGCGUCCCCCAUCCUGCUGUCGCUGGAAAACCACUGCGGCCCACGCGGGCAGCUCCGUCUCGUCCACAUCAUGAAGGAAGUAUUUGGUCACCGCCUCAUAAGCGAGCCGGUUCGACGCAAAGGCACCCGCGAGCAGCAAGGGAGCGGUGAACAUGUGACGCUCGACGAUCUGGGUCCCAAAAUUUCCGUCAUUGUCGAGUUCCAUCUUCCCGAAGAGGCCUCAGACAGCGGCGACUCCAGCGACGACCAGACGGAUGACGAAGGCGAGAGGAUGGCCCGCCGCGCCUACAAGGACAAGAAGCAGGCAGCGUCAUCCUCCUCCACUCUCAUCGUCCCAGAGCUAGCCGAGCUGGGCGUGUACGCUCAGUCGGUGAAACCCAAGGACAACUCGUGGUAUGAUCCUGGGCAGAUGGUCAACGGCCCGCAUCACCACCUCAUCAACGUGUCCGAGUCUGGCUUGUCCUCGCACCUCCCCCAGCACGCCGUCCCCAUCGCCUAUCACAACGCCCGCCACCUCAUGCGUGUCUUUCCCAAGGGCACCCGCAUCUCCUCCUCCAACCUCCAUCCCGUCAAGUUCUGGGGCAUUGGCGCCCAGAUCUGCGCCCUCAACUGGCAGACCUUCAGCACCAGCAACCAGCUCAACGAUGCGCUGUUCAACGGCUCUGCCGGCUACGUCCUCAAGCCCGCGGCUCUACGCGCCGCCGGCGACGGCCGUCUUGGCACGGGCCGGAUGAGGAGGUUGCGCGUCCACGUCGCUGGAGCCACCGACGUGCCUCUCCACGAGGACAGGGAGCGAGACUCGAUCAAGCCGUACCUGACGUGUACGCUCUACAGCCCGCUCGACGCCGACAAGGAGCCCCCCAAGCGAAAGACAUCGCCCUACAAGCACCACAAGCUGGGGUUCCUCCACCGUGGCGAGAACCCGCACGCGACGGACCCGGUCUGGGACGAGACGCUGGAGUGGGAGUAUGAGGACAACGAGCUAGUCUUUUUGCGCAUGCUCAUCAAGAGCGACGACAGCUUUGCGAGGAACCCAAAGUUCGCCGCCGUGGCGGUUAGGCUUUCGUAUGCCUCUCCCGGGUGGACCUUUAUCAGGAUGAUGGACCUCAAGGGCAAGGAGACGGACUGUACGCUGCUCGUCAAGUUUGAGUUUGAGGACUUGUGA